Messenger RNA from Mizuhopecten yessoensis (Yesso scallop), 570 nucleotides. RefSeq lists its product as uncharacterized. NCBI's taxonomy places the organism in Eukaryota, Metazoa, Mollusca, Bivalvia, Pectinida, Pectinidae. The annotation marks the transcript as partial. The transcript has a single exon. The record is from RefSeq and is a predicted model, not a curated record.
GUUUCGAUCAAGACCCCUUUCGUUGGUUACGAAACAAUGUCCACUGCUUUUAGACAUAAUAGUUCACCAGAAAAUCUCAUUAGUCACCUUGAAAUAUCCUAUCAACCAAACAAGAAGUUGGAAUUGGAUGUGACAGGAUCUUUCGGAAACUCAGCUAACGGACAAGUCACAAUCAAAACACCAUUUGUUGGGUACGAGGAAACAACUGGUGCCUUCACUCAGACCCUUCGUUCAAACGGAUAUGAAGCUCACCUAGAAGCCGUAUACAAUCAGGUACAGCGACUGGAAAUCGACCUAAGCGUAUCUCCUAGUGAAGGACGUUUCGUUAUUAGAACGCCAUUUGCUGGAUUCGCGGAAAUCUCCACAGCGUACAACAAUGUGUUGGCAUCAGACAGUAUAACCGGCCAUGUCGAAGCUGCCUUCCGAGGACAGAAAAUGGAGGUAGAUGUUAGUUUAUCUAACUCCAACGGAAAGAUAACGAUAAAGACUCCGUUGUCGGGAUAUGAAGAGAUGUCUGCAGCUUUCACGCAACAACUAACAAACUCACGCUUUACUGGAAAGUUGGAAAUU